Hypomesus transpacificus is the source of this 2516-nucleotide messenger RNA. RefSeq names its product nuclear prelamin A recognition factor-like (gene ciao3). Gene Ontology annotation, biological process: iron-sulfur cluster assembly. Gene Ontology annotation, molecular function: 4 iron, 4 sulfur cluster binding. Gene Ontology annotation, cellular component: cytosolic [4Fe-4S] assembly targeting complex. Bases 1 to 1449 code for a protein of 482 amino acids. The transcript has 11 exons. NCBI's taxonomy places the organism in Eukaryota, Metazoa, Chordata, Actinopteri, Osmeriformes, Osmeridae. The record is from RefSeq and is a predicted model, not a curated record.
AUGCUUUACGGCAUUAAAAUGGCGUCUCAUUUCAGCGGUGUGCUACAGUUGACAGAUCUCGAUGACUUUAUCACCCCCUCUCAGGAAUGUGUAAAACCAGUCAAGGUAGAGAAAAAGCAAGGCAGAUCAGUGGCCAAAAUUCAGAUCGAGGAUGACGGCAGUUAUUUCCAAGUCAAUCAGGAUGGCAGGGUGCAGAAGCUGGAGAAGGCAAAAAUCACUCUGAAUGACUGCUUAGCUUGCAGUGGCUGCAUUACAUCCGCGGAGAGCGUCCUUAUCACACAACAGAGCCAUGAGGAGCUGUACAGAGUGCUCCGCAAUAAUAAGAGUGGAGCAGAGGAGCAGAAGGUUGUGGUGGUAUCUGUGUCUCCCCAGUCCAGAGCCUCUUUGGCAGCACGCUAUGGCCUUAGUAGUACUGAGGCAGGCAGGAGGCUCACUGCAUUCUUCAAGAAUCUAGGGGUUCACCAUGUGUUUGACACCAGCUUUAGUCGCACCUUCAGCCUGCUGGAGAGCCAAAGGGAGUUUGUGGAGCGUUUCCAGAGGAAGGAGCAAGACAUGAAGGCUCUCCCCAUGCUGGCCUCUGCUUGCCCAGGGUGGAUCUGCUAUGCAGAGAAGACCCACGGAGAAUUCAUUCUUCCCUACAUCAGCACCACCCGCUCCCCACAGCAGGUGAUGGGGUCCCUGGUCAAGAGGUACUUCUCUGGACAGCAGGGUCUGAGCCCUCAGCAAAUUUACCAUGUGACCGUGAUGCCCUGCUACGAUAAGAAGCUGGAGGCCUCCAGGCCAGACUUCUACCUGACUGAAGACGAGACGAGGGAGGUGGACUGUGUCAUCACCUCAGGUGAGGUUCUGAAGAUGUUAGAAGAGGAGAAAGUAUCUCUUAAAGAUGUGGAACCUGCACCUUUAGACACAAUGUUCAGCAGCGUGUCUGAGGAUGAACUGCAGCGUCACGCAGGCAGUGGCUCAGGGGGGUACCUCCAUCACGUGUUCAGCCACGCAGCCAGACAGCUGUUCGGAGAGUUCAUCCCGGAGCUGACAUACAAGACACUCAAAAACAAAGACUUUCAAGAGGUGACAUUGGAGAAGGAUGGAGUCGUCCUGCUGCGUUUUGCUGCUACCUAUGGCUUCCGGAACAUCCAGAACCUAGUGCAGAAACUCAAGAGGGGCAAGUCGCCAUACCACUUUGUGGAAGUGAUGGCCUGUCCUUCAGGUUGCCUGAAUGGGGGGGGGCAGGUGAAGCCUUUACCUGAACAGUCCAACAAAGAGCUGCUACAGCAGGUGGAGGAUCUCUACGGGGCAGAGCACCCCCUAGUGCCUGAGGAGGAUCACCGUGUGGCAGAACUCUACAAGUCCUGGCUACUCUCUUUAGGGGAGGAAAAAGCCAAGGAGCUACUGCAUACACAGUACCAUGCUGUGGAGAAAGCUGGUAGUGGAUUCACUAUCAAGUGGUGAAGAGGGAUAUUGGCAGACAAAGGGGGAAGGUUAAGGGGACCUGUGGGGUCAAGGGCUGCAUAAGAUGACUAGUGGCUGGUGGUCAGGUCCAGUGAGAGAUACUUGCCAUUUAACUGUGGUAGCCUGUUCCUAACAUCAAAUAUACAGGUUUUAUUUCUAUACGCACAAGCUUAACCAUGUUUGUGUAUUACACUGAAGUUAUUAUAAUCUUCUAAACUGAUUAUGGACACCUUAAAAUUAUACAAAUUGUAUGCACUGAGGAUGUGGAACAUGUAUGUUGUUUUGUUUUACUUGACCUUGAUAUUUCAGAGAAGUCAUCAUUCCUGCCUUAUUUAUAAUAAACAAUGCUAUAUAGAUAAAUACAAUGAAUCUAUUAAAUACAUGCAGUGUGGUAUUUUGCAUCUUUAUCAGCGAGACAUUUAUUAUUAUUUAUUUUUUUGAAACAAAUUAUAAGGCACACUGGGAUGAUUUACUGUUUAGUUUCAAACGUAUUAGUAUAAAUGGGAGUUAAAUACACUUAACACAGAAAAAGCAAUGUACUGUAACAUAAUGCACAGCCUUUGUUUAAAAUGAAAAUUAUUCUGUUAUCGCUCUAACUCUGUUUACAUAGUGCUUUUCUGGGGUGAGCACAUACUGUACUUUGCUCUUCAGCCAGAUUGCUGUAAAGUAUUUGCAUGCACAUCCAUUAAGAAAAGGAAUGUUGAAACAAAUGGGAACAAAAAAAGGCUUACAACAUGGUUGAGAUGGCAAGGGAAUUGUGUAGCUUAGUAUUCAUUGUGAAAUAUUAGCCCAAAAGUGCAAUUCAAGAUAAGAACAAUGACAAGUUUCAAGUGAAGGGAAAAUGCAGCGUUGGUGACGGAGAAUGUCAUUUAGCUAAGAAAAUAAAUACAAUAACAGGUUAGAAUGAAACUGACUUGAUAAUUAUAAAUAUUUACUUAUGUCGAAUAGGUAUACACCUAAGUAUUAAGGAAUGGACUCACCCUACUGUUAUUGUCUGCUGCUGUAUUGCCCUGCAGUAUGUGUUAAAAUAGAAGAAUGUACCCUUUAAGUUGAUACAUCUCGCUGGA